CAAAAGCACAGUAUCAAAAACUAAAUGUCACUGUGCCAAAUCGGGCUGGUGUCUGGGCCCAGAGUCUGCUCAGUGUUCUAGGGCAGAUCAGACAUUUUGUAACAAUGGCCUGAGAUAAAUACCAACCAUCUGGAUAAGCAACAGGUUCAACUCUUGGCAGAGAUGUGUAUCCUUAUUGAUGAAAAUGACAAUAAAAUUGGGGCUGAGACCAAGAAGAAUUGUCAACUGAACGAAAACAUUAAGAAAGGAUUAUUGCAAUGGGCUUUUAGUGUCUUCUUAUUCAACCCGGAAAACAAACCCCUGCUACAGCAGAGGUUGGAUGCUAAGAUUACCUUUCCAGAUUGUUUUACUAAUAUGCAUUGCAGCCAUUGGUUAAGUAAUGCAGGCGACCUUGAGGAAAAGGAUGCCCUUGGAAUAUGGGGAGCAGCACAGAGGUCUAAAAUUUCCCUGGAAGAGCUUCCUGCAGAAGAAAUUAAUUAUUUGACACGAAUUUACUACAAGGCCCAGUCUGAUGGGAUCUGGGGUGAACGUGAAAUCGAUUACAUUCUGUUUGUGAAGAAGAAUGUGAUGUGGAAACUGGAUCCCAAUGAGGUUAAAAGCUAUUUUUAUAUGUCAAAGGAAGAGCUAGAAGAACCUCUGAAAAAAGCAAUUAAUGGUGAAAUUAACAUGACAUCAUGGUUUAAAAUUAUUGUAGAGCCUUUUCUCUUUAAUUGGCGGGAUAACUUAAAUCACUUCAGCCAGUUUGUUGACCAUGAGAAAACACCUAGAGUGUGAAUGUAGAGGUGAAUGAUUACUGCAGAAUUUCUCUACUUAGUAAAUUUAGAAUGACUUUUAAAAAAAUUUGGUUUCCUAUUAGGAGAAUUCUCAUACAAUACACUGAUCAUUUCCAACUUGUGUAGAAAACACAACUAAUAAUUUUGUAUCACGCACACCCUGUAUAUGCUCUUUUGUAAAAGACAAUUUGGAGAGAUUAUUGUAAAAUGAAGGAGAACAAAUAAAACUUAAUUUAACCUAUCAAAAAAAUCUAAAUGUCUAUAUUAAUGCUAUUCUUUAUAGUUUUGUUCAAAUAUUGUUUAUAGAGAGUAAAUGCAAGGGAAUGAUGAACAUUACAUUCAGGUAACCUGGGGAGGGUGAGAGAGAAAUGGAAAAAGGAAGGGUACACAGACAUACAACUGUAUAUUUUAUUCCCUCAAAAAUAAAGUCAAAAAGAAAAAAGAGGAAGAAAGAAAUGUAUAAUUAAUGAGUCAGAAUAUGAACACAGUUGAGAGUUUUGUUUCGGUAUUGUUGAACUGCUUUCUAAGUAUGCAUCUGUAUCUUACUACAAUGGAGAGUUUAAGCACAGAAGCUUGGUUUUGAAGGAGGCAGGUGGCAAUUGCUGUCCUUUGGCACAUGCCCUCCUGUCACUGUCAUGACUCCUCUUUUCAGGAAAGAUUCUUGAAAGAGUGAGUAGUCUGCAAUGCUGUCUUUAUUUCUUCUGUUCUCAUUCAUCCCCACCCCUCUCAGAAUGGUCUUCUAGCCCCAAACAACAAUGAAACUUGUUUUUGCCAAAUCUCUAAUCACUCUUUCCUUUUUCUGUCACACUGACUGUGUUUAAAGGUUUGAAUCUACCUUUCUCGUGGGUCUCUUCCUCUCCUGGGUUUCUUUAUUUUUUUUGGCGGUUGUAACUGCACAGUGUCCUCACUAGGUUUCUGUUGCUUCGCUGAGAUAUGUUGUUCUUUCUUUCAAUUCUGAUGUUGAGUCUUUGUUAUUCUAUUCAUUCUUCAGAUGAUCUUGUUCAAAUUCCAGACUUCUACUAUUUAUACAUUAAUUAGUAACAUUGUUGUAUCUUUGUUCUAGAUUUUUCUCCAAAUCCCUAAACCCUUAAAUACUACAAUGUAACGACUAUUUCCACUUAGAUGCCUCACAUGUCUAUCAGUGUAAAUAUGUUUAGUACUGAGCCAAUAUACAUAUUUUUCCAACUGUGUUCUCUACAUUGCUGUCAUUUAUUCAGUUGUUUAAGCUAGAAACGCUGGGAUUUUCCCUGGCACUUUGAUCUUCCCAAUUUCCUACAUUCUGUCUUCACCCUCCUCGUCUCCUCUUCUCUUGCUUCUUUCCUUCAGCUCCUUUUCUCCUUUCUUUUCCUUCCUUC
Molecule: messenger RNA, 2128 nt
Organism: Microcebus murinus (gray mouse lemur)
Lineage: Eukaryota; Metazoa; Chordata; Mammalia; Primates; Cheirogaleidae
Source: RefSeq, a predicted model, not a curated record